Macrosteles quadrilineatus (aster leafhopper) is the source of this 4071-nucleotide messenger RNA. RefSeq names its product 2-oxoglutarate dehydrogenase complex component E1 (gene Nc73EF). Lineage: Eukaryota; Metazoa; Arthropoda; Insecta; Hemiptera; Cicadellidae. The record is from RefSeq and is a predicted model, not a curated record. Gene Ontology annotation, cellular component: mitochondrion; oxoglutarate dehydrogenase complex. The transcript has 19 exons. The coding region runs from base 163 to 3291 and encodes 1042 amino acids. Gene Ontology annotation, molecular function: thiamine pyrophosphate binding; oxoglutarate dehydrogenase (succinyl-transferring) activity. Gene Ontology annotation, biological process: tricarboxylic acid cycle.
GUGCUGUGUGCUGCUUCUUCGUUUGUGGUGAAAGUAAUUGUGUCGUGUGUCGGUAACAAAUUGAAAUUAUUGUCGCAACAUAACAUUGUAAUUUCGUUAUUUAGGCUAUUACCAUUGUCAAUCUCAGUAUUUGUGCUCUAAAAGUUUUUAAGCUCAGCCAGCAUGUAUCGGGCACGUAGCGUGUUAAACAAUCUCGUCCCAUUCAUACCAAGUGCGGCAGGACCGGAGCGCUUUGCAUCAUGGCUGCUGGGCUCAGCACGCGCUCCUGCCUUGACACCUCGCACACGACACUACAACUCUCCAGCUGCAGCGGAGCCCUUCCUCAACGGCAGCAGCGGGGCUUACGUGGAGGAGAUGUACAACGCUUGGCUACAAGAUCCUAAGAGCGUACACGUGUCAUGGGACUCGUUCUUCCGUAGCAGCUCCGCAGGUGCCGCCCCAGGCCAGGCGUACCAGUCUCCUCCAAGCCUUGCCGAGCCCGCACGCAACACUGUGCCUCUGUCCGCCCUGGUACCUCAGUUCUCUGGGGGUAUGGCUGCGUCCGGUGGUCAGAUCAACGAGAAGAUCAUAGACGACCAUCUUGCAGUUCAAGCCAUCAUCCGAUCCUACCAGAUCAGAGGGCAUCACAUAGCCAAGCUGGACCCUCUGGGUAUCAACAGCGCAGACUUGGACGAUCGUCACCCACCGGAACUACUCUACAGCCAUUACUCUUUUGGCAAGAGAUGGCAAAACAUGACAUAUUCCCAGCAGCUGCAGAUUCAGGUGGAAAGAUUGAUGGAAAAUGAAGCCGACAUGGACCGCAGCUUUAAGCUGCCGUCAACGACAUUCAUCGGAGGCAAGGAGAAGUCGUUGCCGCUGAGAGAGAUUCUCCGCCGCCUGGAACAGACGUACUGCCGACACAUCGGAGUGGAGUUCAUGUUCAUCAAUUCCCUAGAGCAGUGCAACUGGAUCAGACAGAAGCUGGAGACUCCCGGCAUCAUGGAGGUUACAAAGGACGAGAAACGACUGUUGUUGGCUCGACUCACUAGGGCUACCGGAUUUGAAGCGUUCCUCGCCCGUAAGUGGUCCAGCGAGAAGAGGUUUGGUCUGGAAGGCUGUGAGAUCCUCAUCCCAGCCAUGAAGCAAGUGAUUGACAAGUCUACAGAGCUGGGAGUGGAGAGUGUAGUGAUGGGAAUGCCUCACCGUGGCCGACUGAACGUGUUGGCCAACGUGUGCCGCAAGCCAUUGGAGCAGAUCUUCACACAGUUUGCUGCUUUGGAGGCUGCCGACGAUGGUUCAGGAGACGUCAAGUACCACUUGGGAACGUACAUUGAGCGUCUGAACCGUGUGACCAACAAGAACAUUCGUCUGGCCGUGGUGGCCAACCCGUCACAUCUAGAGGCUGUAGACCCUAUUGUGCAGGGCAAGACACGGGCCGAGCAGUUCUACAGGGGCGAUGGCGAGGGAAAGAAGGUGAUGUCCAUCCUCCUCCACGGAGACGCAGCGUUCUGUGGCCAAGGAGUGGUGUUUGAGACAUUCCACUUGUCUGAUCUGCCUGACUACACGACUCACGGCACAGUGCACAUUGUGGCCAACAACCAGAUUGGCUUCACCACUGACCCCAGACACUCGCGAUCAUCACCUUACUGCACUGACGUGGCUCGUGUGGUGAACGCCCCCAUCUUCCACGUCAACGGAGACGACCCCGAGGCUGUGAUGCAUGUGUGCAACGUGGCCGCCGAGUGGCGUAACACCUUCCACAAGGAUGUCGUCAUCGACAUCGUCAGCUACCGACGUAAUGGCCACAACGAGAUUGACGAGCCAAUGUUUACACAGCCGCUCAUGUACAGCAUCAUCAAGAAGACACCCAAUGUCCUGGAGAAAUACUCCAGUCAGCUGGUCAACGAGGGCGUGGUGUCUGAGGAUGAGGUCAAGGACGUAAAGGAGAAGUAUGACAAGAUCUGUGAGGAGGCGUACAGCAACGCCCGCAAAGAGACCCACAUCAAGUACAAGGACUGGCUCGACUCUCCCUGGUCUGGCUUCUUUGAGGGCAAGGACCCUCUGAUGGUGUCUCCCACGGGAGUCAAGGAAGACACUUUGGUGCACAUCGGCAAACGGUUCUCCUCUCCCCCACCCAACGCUGCUGAGUUCGUCAUCCACAAGGGUAUCGAGCGUAUCUUGAAGGCGCGUAUGCAGAUGGUGGAGUCGCGCACAGUUGACUGGGCGUUGGCCGAGGCUAUGGCGUUCGGCUCCCUGCUCAAGGAGGGGAUCCAUGUCCGACUGAGUGGACAAGACGUAGAGAGAGGCACAUUCUCACAUCGACAUCAUGUGCUACAUCAUCAGCAUGUUGACAAAGCCACCUACAGACCUCUAAGUGCGUUGUACCCUGACCAAGCCCCUUACACUGUGUGCAACAGUUCUCUCUCAGAAUACGGAGUCCUGGGUUUUGAGCUGGGUUUCUCCAUGACCAACCCCAACGCGUUGGUGUGCUGGGAGGCUCAAUUUGGUGACUUCAACAACACAGCUCAGUGCAUCAUUGAUCAGUUCAUCUCCUCAGGCCAAGCCAAGUGGGUGAGACAGUCUGGACUGGUCAUGCUGCAGCCUCAUGGACUUGAAGGCAUGGGCCCUGAACACUCAUCUGCCAGAUUGGAACGUUUCUUGCAGAUGAGUGCUGACGACCCCGACUACUUCCCUCCCGAGAGUGAGGAGUUCGCUGUCCGACAACUCCACGACAUCAACUGGAUUGUAGCCAACUGCUCCACUCCGGCCAACUACUUCCACAUCUUGCGCAGACAGAUCGCGCUGCCGUUCCGCAAACCACUGAUCCUGAUGACUCCGAAGUCCCUGCUGCGACAUCCCGAGGCCAAGUCUAGCUUUGACUUGAUGACCGAGAACACCCAGUUCCUCAGAGUGAUCCCUGAUGAAGGACCAGCGGCCGAGAAUGCAAACUCUGUCAAGAAGCUGGUGUUCUGCUGUGGCAAGGUGUACUACGACCUGAAGAAGGCGAGGGAUGAGAGGAAACUGAGCGACACUGUCGCCAUCGCCAGGGUUGAACAGAUCUCUCCGUUCCCCUAUGACUUGGUGAAGAAGGAGUGCGCCAAGUACCCCAACGCUCAGUUGUGCUGGAGUCAGGAGGAACACAAGAACCAAGGCUGCUGGACCUACAUCCAGCCCAGGUUCCACACUGCUCUCAACGGAGUACGCAACAUUGUGUACGCAGGACGACCAACCGCAGCCUCCCCGGCCACUGGUAGCAAGAUGCAACACAUGCGGGAGUUGGCUGCACUGAUCGAUGACACCUUGUCUACCUAAACCAUUACUAUUCCAACGUACGACUUGUUUCAAAUUUUAGUGUAAUUGAUAAAAGAAAAACGAAAGCUAUCAAGUUAAUACACCACUAUUCGUGAUAGUAGAUGUAGUUUUCACACACAAAUCCCCAAUGUUUCGGUUACGGCUAUUUUGGAAAAGUGGUCCCGAAAUGAAAAAUUACGCUUCAGUAUUGAACGGUCUUGGUCGCAACAAGUGACCUCUUGAGUUGUUGUAUUUUUUCAGUAUACAUUAUGUGCAUAAUAUUUAUUUUGUUUUUUAUCGUUUAAUUGUAGUUAUGUAAAAUAUGAUUGUGUACAUAAAUGUAAGUUACAUUUUGAGGUGCGAAUGAAUGUAAUUUUUGUAAGAGCUGUUGAAAUUUUAAAAUUGUUUGGUUAAAUAUUUUGUUGUGAUGUAACGAGUAUGUGAAAUGUCAGGGAUGGGGUUAUGUAUUCUCUUUCCCAUAUUUUAUCUGAUCAAACCAUCACAUAUACCGGUUUGAGGGUUACUAAAAUUCCGAUUUAGUUGUUUUAGCCGCGUUUGUAAUGUUAAGUUCAAUUCACAGCUAACAAUUUAGCAGGAAUCUCUAAGCUCUGUCUGUGUUACCGAUAUUCCUUGUUUAGUUGCACCUCGGAGCAGAGUGCACAUAUUUUAGUUGUAUUUAAUUCUAGGUAAUGACUGGUAUUAUUUGCUCUAAAAAUUAAUAUAUUUUGUUAAUAGUUUAAAAUUUCAGCUGUUACUCAAAAUCAUGUUAUAGUUUUAAGCAAUAAAGUUAUUAUUUAUGUA